This is a messenger RNA of Cryptosporidium muris RN66, 870 nucleotides long. RefSeq lists its product as uncharacterized. Lineage: Eukaryota; Apicomplexa; Conoidasida; Eucoccidiorida; Cryptosporidiidae. The coding region runs from base 1 to 870 and encodes 289 amino acids. The transcript has 2 exons. Gene Ontology annotation, molecular function: tubulin binding. Gene Ontology annotation, biological process: intracellular signal transduction; microtubule polymerization. The record is from RefSeq and is a predicted model, not a curated record.
AUGAAGAAGGCAGCAAGAACUAAUUGUGGUAUAUCUUGCAAUAAUUAUGAACCAGAUGAAGAAGAUAUUCUUUUGUGGCAUAUGAAUAAAACAAUUAUUGAGCCAGCAGUUAAUUUAUCUACAAAUCUAAAUUAUGACAAACCUGAAAUAAAACCAAUUAAUAAUAUUUCAAAAUCAAAAUCUGCAACAAUGAAACAGAAAAAUGGUGUAUUAGAUUUAAAAGAUACUACAAAUACUGAAAAAUUCCCUAAAGAAACUUGCCUACCAAAUUUAGAUUUAAUGUCUGAAUAUAAUACAAGUGAUUCAAUGAGUGAAAGUUUACAAAAAUUGCAAAGAUACAAUACACUGACUUCACUUAGUAAUACAAAUUCAGUUUUUGAUCGUCUAAUGGAUCCAAAAUUAUUUACUGGGAUACAUAAGUAUCGUUUUGAUAAAGAUGGUCAUGGAUUAGGUAAAGCUGGAAGAGAAUAUAUAUAUAGGAAUGAUGGUUAUACAGAGAGUGAAGAAAGAAAACACGAAAUUAAGUCAACACCAUUAAUAAAAAGAUCAUUGACUAACUUUGGCUCUACAAAAGUGAUUCCAAGAGCUAAAGUUAUAUGGCUAUAUCGUAAUGGAGAUAAAUAUGACCAAGGUACUAUAUAUUAUGUAAGACCAUAUAUUAAAACAAUGAAUCAAUUGCUGAAUGAAAUAAGUCGUAGUAUAAGAUUAAUAGGAGGACCAGUUAGAAUGCUAUUUGAUCAAAGCUUACAUUCUAUACAUAAUGUAAGUGAUAUUAUUGAUGGAGCUAAAUAUUUGUGCACUUCAGGCGAACAACCAGCUCCAAUUGAAAAACUUGAAAGGUUCCUUAGUUAUUGGAUCAUUAAAUCGUAA